Molecule: messenger RNA, 5232 nt
Organism: Saprolegnia parasitica CBS 223.65
Lineage: Eukaryota; Oomycota; Saprolegniomycetes; Saprolegniales; Saprolegniaceae
Exons: 2
Coding region: 1-5232 (1743 amino acids)
Source: RefSeq, a predicted model, not a curated record
AUGCCGCUCGGUAUCUCGCCGCGACAGCGACUCGAGGCGCUUCUCGGCGUCACAUAUAUGGUCCUCUCGGUGCUUGGCGGUCUUGCGUACCUUUGCGUCUUGGCGCAAAGCUCCAGCAACGCUCUGUGGUGGCCAAACUACAACGCGUCUGGGUACGAAGCCUUUCUCAUCGAUUUGGUCAACCAGAUUCUACCCGUGGACCCAUCGGGCUCGUGGGACCUCCGUCGCCCCGACGCGAUGGUGCGGAAGACGUACGACGCGAGUGUUGGCGCCAUGACGCGCAUCUACCCGCCGUACAUCCACAGCCUCCUCGUUUCAUCGCGAUUGACGUCGCCUGCCUUUGUCAUUCCAAAGCUGCGGGCACUCACGCCGUUUUGGAGCAUGCGCAUCAACGUGCCGACGUGUUGGGUCGACUUUAACCAGACGUUUGAAAUGGCGCUGACAAUCGCGCGCCAACUUCGGUGUGCGCGGCGCUAUCGGCACAACGCGGCCGUGUACCUCGAAGCUGUCGGGCGCAAUCAAGUGUGGUCCGACUACAUGGCCAUGUGGGGCACGCCGGGGAGCUACUUUGACGUCGCCGUUCAGCAAGGGCUUAGCGCGUCCGCGGCCGGUCGGACGUGGCUGGCUGACGUGUCGAUUGCGUCCCGAACGACAACGAUAGCAGACGAAGUCGCAUAUUGGCAGUCGCACCACCUCACGACCUUUGAGCUCCAAUGGCAAAACCGGUGGCUCACAAGCAUCUCCGAGACACUCACGCUCACCAAUGUGUUUGGUUUCCAUGAGGCGCUGCCACUCAAAGUCCAUCCGCUCGUCGCGGGCUCGUGGUCGUCCCAGACCAUGAACUGGAUGCCGAUCCAAGUUGCAUUCAAUGCGAUGAUCCUCAACCGCAGCAUGGUGCGGGGUACAGCGCGGUACUUUGGCAUCAACGCGACCGAGUUGCCGGCCAUCAAUUUCGAGACCUACCGCGGUCUCGCCGACGCCCAUGGGCAGCUUGUCGGCCAAGCGGCUUUGUUUCACGCGACGAUUGGCCCGUACUUUAACGUCGAUACGCGUGUGUUUCCCAUGGUGCCCGAGCUAUCCAGUGCGUACAACACCUUUUACACGGCACUCUUUGAGCGCCUCGACGCCUCGAAAGAGCUCUUAAAAGCCUUCCAGGCCGUCUCGCCGCUACAGCUGGCGCCUCUGCCCGCAUCCUGGCGCAACGCGACGCACUACUUUGGAGGCAAUCCCAUGUGCACCCACGGUGCCCCCACUGCGUUUGUGCAAGCGCCGUUCUCCUUCUUCGACGACUGCAACCAUCUGCGCCCGUUUACCGUCCAUUUCCAACCCGUGACAUUGCUCUUUGCGCUCCUGGCCGCCAACGCGACGCUGCCCGAGAUCUGUGCCUUGCAGACAAACGUGGAGCCUUUGGCUUGCAGCGACGCGCUGGCGGCAUCCAUAAGCGUUCUAGCGGACCUCGCCUUGCCUGCGUCCGUGCUGGCCGCUAUCGACAGGGCACGUCCCGCACUCGAUGCCGCACAGAUUAGCCUCAUGCAGUUUGCCCAGCGACGAAGCGCAAAUGCGUCGUGGGCGCUGUUGACAGCACCGCUGGUGUCGCACGCGAUGUCGCGCGGCUGGUUGUUUUACGGCUGGGGUCUCUUGCUUGAAUGGGCCACCGGGUCGCGCGAAGUCGUAUCGUUUGAAGGCAACCACGCGACGCUCGUCCUCAUCUCGGAUGCGUACACCGGCGAGCCGUUUGUGAUGAGCAACAACAAGCCGCUCGACGACGCCACGCGUGUGCUCUACUACCUCGUGGUCUACAGCGCCGGCAUGCUUGCGAUCAUCGGACUCUAUAGUGCGCUCUAUGCCAUCCGCUUGCGCUUCCAUCUCCUCGGUCGCAACCUCUUCUUCUUCAACCGCAUCGCGGGCUCCAUCUGGGUCGGCUGGCCCACGCUCGUCUUGCGCGGCUUGAGCGCGAUAUUGAUGCUCAGCACGUCGCAGCUCUCGCUUGUUCAAGUCGGCGACUACAGGCGGCUCGUCUUUGCACCGCGCCCGCUGUGGCAGACGCUUCUCGUCGCGGGCGAGGCAACGUGGGUCCUGUACGUCGUCACGGACAUUCUUCUCGUGAGUCUGCCGCACCAAGAAACCGUACGCGUGUACGGACCACUUGGCAGUCUCGGCGCGUUCAUCGUUCUCGUGGGUUUCGAGAUGAGCAGCCCGAUCCAAGCGACGCUCUCGCUGCAACGCGACUGCACCAUGCAAAACCUGGACUAUGCCAUUAGCUGCACUGCCGGCGCGCUGCUUGUUGGCGACAAAGCCCGUCUCGGUACACUCGUUGGUGCGCAGCUCGUGGUUCUCUUUAUCGCCAUGGCCGCGACGUACGCCCUGCGGCGACGCACGCAUCGCGCCACGGCGUUAAAAGACGUCAGCUUGCUCCUCUCGGGGCUUCCGGCGGCGCUGCUGACGCCGGCGCAUGCGCAGACGGACAAGUACGACGCUGUCUCGUGUGUCCUCUGCGGCAUUGUACCGUUCACAUGGCGAAAGCGUAGAGAGGUGUUUCACUUGAUUUCGUGGGGUGUUCUGCAAGAUACGAUUGCGCGAAGCCACUGCAACCUCUCGCGGGUGUCGGCAAUCGGCCUUUCGAGCCGCGCCGCGAUGGCUUCGCCAUGUAUGCACCGGCUCGGACCGCGCUUACCGCGCCGCCUUGGGCUACUCGAGCGUGGCAAAUAUGUGAAAGUGGCGCUCGGCGGCUGCUUCAUGGUGGUUGCCAUCACAAGCUCAAUCUCGUACUUGCAAGUCGCCAAGGCGAAUUUGGCCAACGACUUUUUUUGGGCCACGUUUGAGAUGACAACGACCCACAGUUUCUUUGGCAGCUGGCUCAACGAACAACUUGUCUUGCGCGUCGCGGACAGUGCGCUGGACGCGACGCACGGUCGAUUGAACCUCCUUGGCACCAACAUCGCUACAGUGUCUGCGACAACGACGUAUGGGGCAACGCUUGCCUAUGGCGAGCUGAGUAUGAUCGAAGCAUCGAUCGCAGGCCUUCGCGUCUCGGAUGCAUGCAACGCGCCCUGGAUCUUUACACCGUACUGCUACCUCGACUGGAAGAAAACGUGGCCCAUGGCGUACUCGCACCAGCGCCAAAUGCGAUGUCAGAAGAUGGAGUCGAACGCUGCCGUGUACCUCGAGUCGGUGCUGCGCAACAUUGACUGGGCGACCUUUGAGUUUUGUUGGGGCAACGCCUUUGAGACAGCAUUUGGCGUUGAUCUGCGGCAAACCAGCCAGGGUGAAGCCUGGCUGCUUUCAGUGUCGACUGAACGACUACCACUGCAAGCCGAAGCGGCUCUCUGGCGUCAGCACAAUCUAUCAGUCUUUCAAGUACAGUGGCAAAACUACAAGCGCAUUGGAGUCUUCAACAGCUACUCGAUCGUCAACGCCUUUGGUAUUUCGUACCCUAUGCAAUUGAUGGCUCUCAACGGCAGCUACCGCUGGAGCAGUCAGACAACGUACAAGAUGUACUGGUCGCUCGCCAACGAUCUCUCGGCGAUCGUGUCCAACACCAGUGGUAUUGGUGGCCUCAGUCUUAUGCGAACGAGUCCUCGGUUCGCCUUUGCCAACACUUCGCUGCAGGCCGUCUUGACGACCAACUUGACAUUGAUGUCGCCGUUGGCCAAUGGGUUAGCCCUUGUCGCAGAGUCCAUUGGCCCGUUCGGCGUGAUCGACUUGGUGUAUGUGAGUGUGCCAUCGCUCGUCGUGGAGCUUGUCCGAGACAUUCUCAACGACGCACGCGAAGCCAUGGCAGCGAAUGUGGACGCCCAAAAUUUGUACGCAUCGAUCGUACCCAACACCAUGUCGUGUCCGAUUCCAGCUGCGUGGAGCGCUUUGGAGACACAUGGGAGCAGCCCGCUGUGCCCCGAGUACCUGGUUAGCAAGCCGCUCGCAAAAUGCUUUUCGAACCUCGUGGCGUUCUCGUCGCCGUGUCUUCCCGCCGUACCGAGCCCGAGUCGCAUUACGGCAACGCGGACGCACUACUUAGUGUCGGCCAUCUUGGCGUCCGUGACGCACGCAACGAACCUCAGUGCGGUCUGCGCCGCCGACGCCAGCUUUGUGCCCGAGUGCCGAGUGCUUCUAAACACGACCCGCGCCUUUCUCACGCGGUACCUGGCACCGGCGACGUACGUUCAUCGAACGCACCUUGUCAAUAUUUUGGUGGACGACCUCAACAUCUCGUUCAUGGUUUACACGCCAACCCUGGCCACCUCGCUGCAGCUUUUGUCGACGCCGAUCUUUGACGCGCCUUCCUUUCGCUUCUUUGGGUGGACCUACCUGACGUCGUGGGUGCUGGGCCUGCGCGAAGUCAUUGCAUUCCAAGGCGAUCACGGAACGCUCACGCUCCUCGCAGACGAAGACCCGGAGCUCACGCAAGACGUCCUCGACUGGCAGCUUGCGACCAAUGCCGCGCAAUACUGGCAGUCGGGUGUCAUGUACGUUACGUGCGUGAUGCUCGCUGUCACCGUGAUCGUGUCGCUGUACGUAUUUGCGCUCCGCGGGCACAUUGAGGGUUUGAACAUGCUCGAGCUCUCGCGGGUGGGGGGCAUUGUUUGGCUUGAAACCUCGGGCGUCCUCAGUCGUUUUACAGCGCCACCAACACCGUGGUAUACGGUCCUCCUAGCCGCCGGCGAGACGACGUGGCUGGUUGCGGUUGUCAACGAUCUUGAGCUCAUUUUCACACGCGAACACGCCGCGCUCUUUGUGACGCCCAACAGCAUCCUCGUGUGGCUGCUUGUGGCUGUGCUCACAUCGCUGCAACCCAUCACGGCGUCGCUCACCAUUCAGAGAGAAUGUCACGUGACUGAAAUGGACUACCAAGUGCAUUGUCACAGCGCCGAGAUUGCCAUUGGCAGCGUGCACCGGCUCCUGCAAUUGCAUGCUAUCGUCCUUGGCUGCACGUGCGUGAGCUACUUGGUGGUGCGCAUACGGUCCGUGCCAUCGUGCCCGACGAACUCGCUUCUGCUCUCAAGUGGCGCCAAGUACCUCUUCUUGCAUGGUGGCCGCAUCCUUGACGAUGUGUACUACAUUGACCGGGCGUCAGCGGCGCUCACAGGCAUCCUCACGCUGCGCUAUGGCACUAGCGUCUAUGCACUCGACAUCAAGCUCUGGCGACUCGUCGUGACGCCGAUCCAUGACCGCGUUGUCCAUGGCUGGAGUGGCUCGGAAGCCGAGCUCGCUGCCACGUAUGCUCUAAUCGACUGA